Messenger RNA from Erigeron canadensis, 928 nucleotides. RefSeq names its product nuclear transcription factor Y subunit B-3-like. The transcript has 6 exons. The coding region runs from base 196 to 717 and encodes 173 amino acids. Lineage: Eukaryota; Viridiplantae; Streptophyta; Magnoliopsida; Asterales; Asteraceae. Gene Ontology annotation, cellular component: nucleus; CCAAT-binding factor complex. Gene Ontology annotation, molecular function: protein heterodimerization activity; DNA-binding transcription activator activity, RNA polymerase II-specific; RNA polymerase II cis-regulatory region sequence-specific DNA binding. The record is from RefSeq and is a predicted model, not a curated record. Gene Ontology annotation, biological process: regulation of transcription by RNA polymerase II.
GGAAGUAAUCUGUGUGUGAGAGGAGAGUAUACAGAUGUCGGCAUACGACCAAACCAACAACGGUGUUUGAUACUAUAAAUCAUGAAUUAAAUUCAUUCGAUCUUAUUCAUACAAACAAAUACUGCACUCUACAUACAAAUCGUUGUUUCUUCUCUCUCUCUCUGUCCCUCCAAUUCAUUCUGAGUUGCUGUUUGGAUGGCGGAGGAAGCGGGGAGUCCAGGUGGUGGUGGAAGCCAUGACGAGAGUGGUAGUGGUGGCGGUGGCGGUGGUGAUUUAAGUCCAAAGUCGAAAGUUAGAGAACAAGACCAACGGUAUCUACCGAUUGCGAAUAUAAGUCGAAUUAUGAGGAAAGGAUUACCUGCUAAUGGUAAAGUGGCCAGAGAUGCUAAAGAUUCUGUUCAAGAAUGUGUUUCCGAGUUUAUCAGCUUUAUUACUAGCGAGGCAAGUGAUAAGUGUCUAAGGGAAAAGAGAAGAACUCUUAACGGCGAUGAUCUUAUAUGGGCAAUGGAUACAUUGGGUUUUGAAGAUUAUAUUAAGCCAUUAAAGGCAUACUUACAUAAAUAUAGAGAGAUUGAGGGUGACACCAAGGGAACAGGACAAGGAAAUGAAGAGUCUGUCAUGAAAGAUGGGGUUGCUCAUCAAAAUUCGUAUUCUCAAGGUCUCAGCUAUGUAAACUCACAGGUAUAUCCCUGGUGUGCGUAUGAGUGUGUUGUUUAAUAAUGGUACUGGAAAGUAUACAUUUGUCUAGCACUCUAGCUGGAUUAGUUUUUAUCCUCAAGGUCUUAGCUGGAUUGUUUUAAUUGAUAUGAUUAUUUGUGCUCAUAAUGAUUAAUGACAUACACACGGCAGUUAGAUUGUGUAGUAAUAAUGGCUUUACCAGCACUAUUAUUAUGUUUGUAUACCUGUGAUGAAACCAUUAUGAAUGUCA